Molecule: messenger RNA, 4899 nt
Organism: Schizosaccharomyces osmophilus
Lineage: Eukaryota; Fungi; Ascomycota; Schizosaccharomycetes; Schizosaccharomycetales; Schizosaccharomycetaceae
Gene: atg2
Product: autophagy associated intermembrane lipid transfer protein Atg2
Exons: 1
Coding region: 1-4899 (1632 amino acids)
Biological process (GO): piecemeal microautophagy of the nucleus; reticulophagy; autophagy of mitochondrion
Cellular component (GO): phagophore assembly site; extrinsic component of membrane
Molecular function (GO): phosphatidylinositol-3-phosphate binding
Source: RefSeq, a predicted model, not a curated record
AUGAGGUUACCCUCAUGGUUAAAAAACUCGUCUUCUUGGCUGUGGAGUGCUGCGUUGUCAGGAGCAGUUCAACGUCGACUGCUAGCGUUCGCUUUACAGAAGCUCAUAGGAUCAAUUCUUCAAGAAGAUGUUCGUCCAGAGGAUAUACAGCUUUUAUUUUCAAAAGGAGUCCUGGUUUUGUCUAAUCUACAACUAAAUUGCGAGUUUUUAAAUGCAGUUAUCCCAUUUCCCACCAUUAGAGUAGUAAAAGGUAUUGUUAGGAAAUUGGUUCUGCAUGUGAACCUUACAGAUCUUGUCAAUUUAAACGUGGAGCUCGAAGUCCAAGGAUUGGCAUUAGAUGUAACACUUAUUCAAACAGGUGAAUAUAUGGAUUCCACAAUCUAUCAGGAUGCUUCCUCUCAACUCGAUAUUUUGGAUAAUGUGGUCGAUUAUAUGAACAAGACAGCCUCCCAAGACUUUGAAGAAGAGGUUAGAAGUGAGGGACUUGACGAUGAGAUACCUGAUAAUUCCCGCAAUUUACUCGACAACAUUUUACAGAAGUGCCUUGCUUCUACUUCCGUGAUUGUAGAACAUCUAAAAUUGGCACUCAAGCCAUCUCAUUAUCCUACUGCUUUGGAAAUGAGUAUCGAUUUUAUUAAUUUUUCUUCGUUUAAUAACAGCUCAUUAUCAAGGUUACUGAAUAUUUCUGGAAUCGUUCUGAGUAUGGUCAAGCAGGAUAAUGAUUCCGGGAUUCGGAAUUCAUCAUCUUCGGGAGGACUUGCUCACUCUUUAAGUUCCUCUGCCUCUAGUGCUAUGGAGGAUGCACGAAGUUUUUUUACACCUGAGUCUGAGACAUCUGAAUCACCAACAAUGUAUGUCAGUAGUGCCAAAGAAAUUGCCCCUUCUGAUCCUUCUUUAAAUCCGGAUGAGUCAAAGGAGACAGAUCGUGCCAUUUUUUUUCGUUCUACUGGGGAAUUUCGAUGUGUAUUCAGCAUAGAGGUCUCAACAUUAUUGGUUAUAGAAGCUCAUGUUCCUCCUUGCGUGUUUGAUUUAUCCCCUCAGGUUUGCGCUUUUUUGUUGUACUUGUUUAGGCUAUUCAGUGAUUCAUCCAAUUUUUCAAACAUGGGAUCAGAUGCAGCAAAAUCUCCCUUCGAUAAUGUUCAACUGGAUAUUCAUGUAUCUUCGUUUAAAGUAAAUGUCCAUUGCAGGCUACCUGAUACAGUCGACUGCCUUACUGCGGCUGAUAUACUAGAUCAGCUUCAUUGGGCUCCUGAAAAUUCCUCUAAUCUCGAAAUGCACUUUAAUCAAAUUCAGAUAUCUAAUGACAAUCAUGAUCUUAAUGACCUGUUUAUGACCUUUUCCAAUUUUGGGAUAUUUAUGGAUGAUAGUCCUUUAAUUUCGUUUGAUAAGGCAAUGCAUUCUUCUUGUUCUAUAAGUUUUCAUAUGGAAAACUUACAGUCUACUAUUACAUUACGAAUGUCAAGCGGUGAAAUUUCUUUACCAUUUGAAAAAUUCAUUAAUAUUAAGGAAUUUUUUGUUACGUUUUUCAAAGAUUUCGCAAUGCUUCAAAACUAUUUCCUGGGUUUUACUGAGAUUAGCAGACGGCAGGAUGCUUACCAAUCUUCAAAUUCCCUAAACGUAAAAUCAAAGGGUCCAACAAUUGAAGUUAUAGUCUUGCUUGACCGUUUCCAAUUCCAGCUCACGAAGCGUCGCUCUGAACAACUCACCACAUGCUUUUCUAUAGCCGCCAGUCAUUUGCAGCUAACUAGAAAAUCUUUGGGAACCUUUUCUUCCGUACUAGUGUUUUCUAAAAAUAUAAGUUUUGAUAUGGAAAACUACUCCGCCGCUGAAUACCCUUGGAAAAGCAUUUCAUCAGAAACUGUUUUGCGAAUUUCCAAUGGUAUUUUUGAGACACAUGCGAUUUCAGGAUUACCAGCAUUUAAUGUAUUUGUUCAGCAAGAUGAAUUUUAUCAUCCAAAAUUUCAGAAGUUAGCGAAUAAAUCCGCCUGCCAUGAGAACCAUUUUUAUGUCGCUUUUGAUGGGCUUCAUUUGGCAAUCAAUAAAGAAGUGAUUGAAUCUUUUAAAUCAUUAAUUGAGGAUAUAUCUGCCGCAUUCAGCAAUCCUGUAACUCCCAAAAAUAGAGUGCAGCCGGACUUCAGAAACUUUUUAAAAAUACGAAUUCGUGAUUUUUCGUUGCGUUCAUCUCAUGAGGACGGAAACUCUUUACUUUUGAAAUCUGACAGAAUAAAACAUUACAUGUCAUGGGUUGGAGCAGAACUGAUAAGCUUAGAUUCUCGUACUUACAAUCUUUCGGCUUACUAUUCUACACGCUUUUUCAAGGAUCGUCCGCUUUUGUCGGUAGUGAGAAAUUUUAAAAACGGCGAAAAAUAUAUUUUGAAUUUGUCGCUCACGUUUUUCUUUCAAAAUCAUAUUGGUUCUACUAAUGAAUUACAAGCAAGUGUGAUUGAUUUAGGGUAUGAGCAUUACAUAGCUGAUUUUUGGCUCACUAAUUUCUUGAAAACGUAUUUUCCUCAGGAUCCUGAGGUGCCUUUCCUUGAAUUUCCUAGAUUUCCUUAUAGCAUAAACCUUACAGUAUCUGAUUGUAUUUUAGGGUUGAACCCGUCCACCAUGGAAUCAAAAUUAUUGAUGCAUUUGAAAGCUCUUGAGAUUCAAGUCGGUGCCAUUCUUUUGGAAACAACAAUCAACAUCAAGGCUUUCACAAGUGAGGCUUUUUUAUAUAUAAUUAACAAAUUAAAUGAAGACGUUAUGUCCGAGAAGAAACCCUUAUUUCAAGAAGAACUUUGGAAGUCGGACGCCAAGCUAUCACAAAUGGCAGCCGAUGUAACCAUUGGUUUUGUGAUUCAGUCACUUGGAUACAUCGAAUUGGCUAGGAUAUCGGGCUUGAAUACUGAAGUAACCGUACGGAUUAAUAAUGGAGAUUUGGCUACAUAUAUAAACCUUAAUAAUGCUGAUUUGCAUCUCCAGUCCUGUGCUGACAGCACUCAACUAUUUUUCCAAAUUAUUUCUGAUUGUUCCACUCCGAAGAAUGAUAAUCAGGUUAAAGAUUACUUAGUAUCUCCAAAUCCCAGUUACACGGAUUUGCUUAGAGAAGUGGACACGGAAUUUUUUGCUGAUAUUGUAAACCUCAGAAGUUUGAGAUCGUCAGAUACGGAUAUUUCGGUUAGCAAUCAAACUCUAGACAUCGUCAACGACUACUAUACUUCUUCUGUUAGUUCAGAAGAUAAGUCAUCUCAGUCAGCAGCUUCAAGGGAUUCUUCUCAAAGUGAAAUCUUAUCAGAUGAUUAUGAUGAUCUUAACUUUUCUGAUGAAGAAGCUUUAGCAUCUGAAGAUAACUUGAAACAGGAUAUCGAGCUUAUUGAGGAUCAUUUUUUAAGUCAAGGAUCAAUAGAGCAUCCUAACCAUGAUGGCGAGGUUAAUGAGUACGAUAUGAAGCUUGUAAUAUCCAAUGUUCGUGUCAGUUGGGAAUUAUACGAUGGAUACGAUUGGAAUUCGACCAGACAUAUUAUUUCUGAAGCUAUCGAGACUUUUUUACAGAAUAGUAAAACGAAAAACAAGGAUGGAGGUAAGACUCAUGUUUUUGAAAGUAUAUGUCUCGAAGGAUUUUCUCAAAUUGAAAAAAUAUAUUUCGACAAAAUUGCCGAAGCUAUUGACGUGAAUUAUCGAACGGAAUCUUUAUCUAAAUAUGAAAGGCAGCACAUUUUGCGAUUAGGUCGCUCGAAUAGCAACAAAGUAAUGAUCGAGAUAAUUGGAUUAAUGGGGAGUUUUACAUCCUUACGCGGGGAAAAAGUUUCAAACGAUGUUUUAAGUGAACUGGAACUUGGUAUCAAAGAUUUGACUAUUUAUGAUCAUUUGCUUUCGUCAACCUGGAAUAAGUUUUUUAGUCGUGAUACUAGAUCGCCAUCAUCGAAAAAUAGGAACCAUCACAUGAAUAUUAGAUUUGCUACAGUACGCCCUUUACCAGAAUUAAUGAAUAACGAGUUACGGGUGGAAAUCGGAAUCUUACCUUCAAAGAUGUAUAUAGAUCAAGAUACGCUGGAUUUUAUAAUUCGCUUUUUUACGUUCAAACCAGAAGUUCCGACGGAAACAGAUGUUUCCACUACAGACCUUCCAUUUUUCCAGUCUAUAUGUGUGCAUGCUACACAUUUCACGGUUGAUUAUAAGUUCAAAAAUCCUAAUCCUGCGGGAAUAAAAAGUGGAAGAUUACCCGAUUUUGGAAACUUUCUUGUAGUUCAAGGCUCGGAAGUUUUUUUAAGGCAAUUACAAAUUUACGGUCUGUCUGGGAUCGAGGAAUUUUUGCAUGCUCUUUUGACUGUUUGGUUCCAGGAUAUACGUAACAGUCAAUUGCAGAAGGUGCUUAAUGGACUAGUCCCAAUUCGAACACUAUUCACAGUCGGAAGUGGAGUGAAAGAUAUAUUUGUGUCUCCUGUGAAAGGUUUACAAAAAAAGCGCUCAAUGAGAAGAUUCCGGCAUGGAGUGUUAAAAUUUACUGGAAAAUAUAUGAACGACCUUUUAUCAUUUAAUGCACAAGGAAUGACAGGCACGCAUGCGUUGUUGAAGCAAGUUGAGGAAUACCUGCAAUCCUCGAGAGAAUUGCGAUCAAGAAGAUUUAGUUAUUAUGCAAAUCAGCCGGAAUCGUUGGAGCAAGGACUGCUAGAGGGUUAUCAUGGCUUUCGACAAGGCUUGGUCGGAGCAAGAACAACGUUACAAUCUAUUCCCGGCGAAGCAUCUCAAAGUGCGAGUCUAGGUAGCGCUGCCCAAGUAGUAAGCAAGAAAAUGCCAUUAGCUAUGUUGAAGCCCAUGGUUGGAGCCACUGAGGCAGUUUCAAAAACCUUGUGGGGUUUGUCUAAUUCGUUACAACCUCAGCGCAGGCAUAACCUUCGAGAAAAAUACAAGAGGUAA